This is a messenger RNA of Lepisosteus oculatus (spotted gar), 2758 nucleotides long. RefSeq names its product reticulophagy regulator 1 (gene retreg1). Gene Ontology annotation, biological process: reticulophagy; negative regulation of neuron apoptotic process. Gene Ontology annotation, cellular component: endoplasmic reticulum membrane. NCBI's taxonomy places the organism in Eukaryota, Metazoa, Chordata, Actinopteri, Semionotiformes, Lepisosteidae. The record is from RefSeq and is a predicted model, not a curated record.
UAUUCUGUUGUGACAUAUACAUGAAAUUAAACGAUUUAAGAUGAUUACAAAUCACCACAGAAAGAUAAAACACUAUUGCAGGGGCACUUCUCUCUCUGUGUGGAUCACUUUCCUUUAUCAUAGAAAGAAACCACACAAUGAUUUAAAGAACAGAGUAGGAGGGGUGUCAAUUUCGACAUGAAUUCGCAUGAAACAUGUUUUCUGUUGCAACAAUAAAACCAACAACCAAAUAUGAACUAGCUUUGCGCAUAUAACCUUUCCCUGACCCAGACGCAGCCUGUGCUAAGCAUUUGCAGCUUCAGUGCCUUGAACACCGUCAUUCCGGUCACAUGCAUAUAGGCUUUCAAGCUCCCUCGCCUGUCACUGUUCUACAAUGACGUCAUCGUCCUCCAGCGCAACCUUGGCUGCCUCUCGAUGACGUCAGCAAGUCAAUAACAACAAACAACAACAACAGGCUGGCUGGCUGGCGAAGUCAGGGCGGUAGGCGAGCUUGGCGAUCAUUUCCUAUGGCGAGUCUGGGGAGAGGCAGUGGCGAGGAUGCUGAAGCUGGAGGGCAGGACGGCAAAGCCUCCACGGAGAGUCUCCGGAUCACCGAGGCUGGGGAAAUGGCAGACGCAGAGAUGAAAGAGCAGGUUGCAGCGCCCCGGCAGCCCCGUGACAGUUCGCUCUUCAGCCACUUCGUAGACGUGGUAACCUGGCGGAGACCGCUGAGCAGCACCCUGCUGUUCGCAGCCACCAACGCCGUCUUCUGGUUUGUGGCCCUCAGCUCCUGGAGAGUUUGCUAUCUGCUUGCCUUAUCUUUGGUUUGCCUUGUGACUGUGCAGAUGGUGAAGGAUUUAGUGCUGUCCAGAACAAGAGGAGCCCAGCUGUGGCGCCGUCUCAGUGAGAGCUGGGAAGUAAUUGACCCCAAGCAGGAGAGCAGGCCUGAGGCAGGCCAGCUCACCGAGUGCUGGAUGAGCUACAGCUUGUUCCUGCAAGAAAUGUCAUCCUUCAAACAGCAGAAUCCUGGCAAGUUUUGCCUUCUCAUCUGUGGCUUGUGCACAUUUCUGGCUGUCCUUGGACGUUACAUUCCAGGAGUUGUCAUCUCCUAUUUUAUAGUGUUGUGCGUGUUCCUAUGGCCUCUCCUGUCGUCUCAUGAGUUUGGCCAGUGGAUUGAACCAGUUCUGCAGAAGCUGGAUUUUGGAGUUGGAGGUUUCCUUCAGAAGAUGAAAGAGAACCAUGAAAAAAGAAAUGCCAAGCGCGGAGAAGAAAACAGUGAAGCCGAGUUAUCCGCGCUAUUCCCAAAGCUGGAUUCUUCAACCAUGUGCAAAGAGCUCUCCAUAUCCGAUACGGAGGCCUCCGAGGUGUCCUGGACCGACAACGGAACGUUCAACCUCUCGGAGGGGCACACUCCACAAACCGAGACCUCGGAUGACUUGGACCGUCCCAGUGACCAUGAAGAGGCAUUCGCUGGCGGGCUCUCUGAAUUCCCGUCCGUAGACAACGGCACCAAUGGAGACGACGAGGAUCUGAGCAUUGGCCUUCCCACGCCCUCGUUUGGCCAGACCGAGGGAGACAGGCCUUCCGCCGGCGAGCGAGCGCUCGACCUGGUCAACAGAAUGGCGGGGGACGUCAUCGCCGCGGCGGUCACGGCAGCCGUUCGGGAGCAGCUGGGCGCCCCGUCCUGGAGCGCUGCCCCUCCGGCGCUGGACUUCGGUGGGGAGACGGACAGCGAGGACGGCGAGGACUUUGAGCUGCUGGACCAGUCGGAGCUGGAGCAGCUGCAGAGCGAGCUGGGGCUGGCGCAGGAAGCCCAGGAGGCCGAGCAGAAGAGUAGCAAACCCUCGGGCUUCCUCUCUAACUUGCUGGGGCGGCAUUAACAUCACCCGCCCUGCGAGGGGCGCUAGGAGAAGAACUGCCAGGGUAACUGUGAGAGGUACCUGAGCGAGACGUCUUGUAUUCCUUUCCUACGGGGCUAAACUAGGUUAAACUAAACUGUCCUGCUAGUAAUCGAUGUUUAGAAAUGGGGAACAUGGAAAAUCUUUUUAAUCAACUGGGGGAGGGGGAAUGAAAUGCGUGUCUGUCGGUUUCUCAGAGAACACACUUUUUACAUCCGUUUUCAUUCACCCAACGUAUUACAUCUGUCAGCUUAUGCCUUUCAGUAGCACGCACUGAAACAUUGUCAGGGCUUUUACUCUCGAAGAGUGUUUUUGAGUACUUCCUGUAUGCUGCCAAACGUGAGUUCAGGGACAACAAAUCAAGGUGUCACCUCUCUGACAGUGGUCUGUUUUUAAAUUCCUUGCACGCUUCUUGAGAUCAACGGCCACAACUUAUGAGGAAAUGGAGCCUUUUAUUUUAUAAGUUGACAAUCAAAUACAAGCUACACUUGAGCGCGCACUCUGCAUCUAGAAAUUUCUACUGAUUCCCUUGUGAACAUAGAUUACAGUUAAGAACCGAACAAUGGAAAAAGAAAAAAAACAGUAAUUCAAAAGAUGACUUUUGUAGCCUUUUGUGUAUCUCAGGCUUUUGCAUCUUCUCCCAAACAUGCAGGGAGACAUUUAAUCAAUUCUGCUUUUUGCUGUAUCAUAAAUAUACAAAUUCUAAAACCUUUGCGAUUUAGGCCCGCCCAUCGCCUUUCACAGAGGAACAUCAGCCUAUCCAAAAGAGACUUUCUCCUUUUUCUUCAUUCGUUUGUUCAUUAGCAGUUGAUAGUAAUCAACCAAAAAAGUCACUUUCUUAUGCACCGUACAACAGCAAUGAUAAAAACAUUUUAGCCUUC